Molecule: messenger RNA, 563 nt
Organism: Vigna radiata var. radiata (mung bean)
Lineage: Eukaryota; Viridiplantae; Streptophyta; Magnoliopsida; Fabales; Fabaceae
Exons: 3
Coding region: 45-308 (87 amino acids)
Source: RefSeq, a predicted model, not a curated record
GGUUUUAGUACAACUUCCGGUUAGGCUAACGGGGUUCUAGCAUCAUGGCUUCCGCGGUAAGGGUCGCGUCAAGAUCCUUCGCCAAUCGUUCCGGAAUCUUCGUCCAGAGCUCAACGACGCCAUUUGUGUUUCCUUCGUCUUCCUUAACACGUAUCCCUCGAGCUUUAAGGGUUUUGUCGGUUGUGAGAAGCGUUGAGUCGUUGAUGCCUCUUCACAGUGCUAUCGCGAACGCUAGGCUCACGUCCAAUAUCGCCUUCGAUUCCUCCUGCUGGAGCUUGCUUUCUCGAGACUUUGCAGUUCCUCGGUGACAGACUAAAGGAUUCCAUCAUAUCAAAUUAUAGUGGGGUUGCCAUAGACUUAAUGUUGCCUCACACCAUACUCCUGGUCUAAUUCCUUUAUGGCUGUCACAUGAAUUGGAGUCCCUUCAUACCACCUUGGAGCAUCAAAAUCCAGUUUGAAAAACAAUACUGUUCUAUUACUAAUUUUAACUUCCUAUUAAUUUCCUCCAGAUUGUGAUAUAAGGUAACUAUUCCAAAUAUUGCUGAUUGAUCUUUCACUUCCCA